CUGAUAUAUAAUUGAGAGCCAUCAGGAUUAAGGGUAAUAUAAAGAAAAACGAAGAAUAGCGCUCAUUUUAGGUGAAUAAAGCAAUGAAUUAGAUCAGCACAAAUUGCUAUUUCCGGUAACCGGAGUAUAUUCCUGAUCAUCCCGAUUGAUAGGUUUAUCAGACAUGAUGAGGUUCUGCCUGAAAAGGCCGCUGCUUGCUCUACGAUCAAUUCGGAGCUUACAAUUAAACUAUUCUACGUUGCCGUCGGAAGCAGUGGUCGUUGCAGACGAUGGAACGAUUGUUUGCUGGCAUCCUGAACAACAUUUCCCAUACCAGUACACCAAACCUUUACCAGCUGAAAAAAUUGAGGAAAAUUCCGUGCUCAGUAAUCAAGCAAAACAAGCUAUAGACAUAUUUAGAAAAAAACAUCCGGAGGUAGUACGAGAAGAACUGUCUAAAAUCACAUUCACGACGAAACACAGAUGGUAUCCGAGAGCUAGGGAUAAGAAAGCUAAGAAAACGCCUAUGGAUAGGGAGUACUUGUAGUGGAAAGUUAUUGAAACGAUUGUUCGCUAGCUGAGAAAAUUAUGCAUCGUACGUGCGUCACAUAAUUAAGUAGACGUUGUUUUGUAAUGCACCACAAUAAAUUGAUUAAGUGAAAUAAGCCCAUGGAAA
This is a messenger RNA of Diprion similis, 655 nucleotides long. It is a transcript of the gene mRpL42, whose product is annotated as 39S ribosomal protein L42, mitochondrial. The transcript has 2 exons. Bases 164 to 526 code for a protein of 120 amino acids. Gene Ontology annotation, cellular component: mitochondrial large ribosomal subunit. The record is from RefSeq and is a predicted model, not a curated record. NCBI's taxonomy places the organism in Eukaryota, Metazoa, Arthropoda, Insecta, Hymenoptera, Diprionidae.